CAGAUCUACAGGGGUCAUAUCCCUGACAUCGUGGAUUGUAGUGUUACCAGCUGCACGUCGUCAUGUGGUGGAAGACAUGGCUCCACGUCUCGACAACGUAGUCGUUGUCAGCUAUCCGGAAAUAGAGGAGACGUCAUCGUGGAAGACCCUGUCCUCACUCCUGUGUAACGCAUUGGAACCAGCAAGGCAGAACAACACACCGUCGACGUCAUUCCAGAACACGACAGCCUGUCCCUGGAAUGGAUUGAUACACACGCUGCUUUACAAGGGAGAGCGUCGGAUGUUGAGCCUGGUUGGUCAGUUCGAUCUCCUUUGGGACGUCCAUUUAAUUGAGGAGUUGUUUCCCAACCUAAAGUUGGGUUUUAAUGGACGGCUGCUGACAGUGUCAACUAAGGAGUACGCCCCCUAUGUUUCCAUACAGCGAAAUGGUUCCAUUGUCGAAUUCGACGGUCUGUGCGUCGAUCUGCUUUCGAAUGUUGCUAAAGCCCUAAAUUUUACGUACAAACUCACAGAGCCACCGGACGGCCAGUGGGGAACCUUCCUCAAUGAUUCCUGGAAUGGGUUGAUCAGGCAACUACAGUUCAAGGAGGUGGACAUCGUUCUGGCCCCACUAACGGUUCGAGAAGAUCGAGAAGAAGUGAUGGAUUUCACGUACCCGUACUUCUACGAUGCUGCAGGCGCCAUCUUUAAAAGACCCGGAUUGAAACGUUGGUCGACGCUACUGAGACCCUUCAAGUGGGAGGUAUUGCUGUGUCUCGGGAUAGGGGUUGCUGGUUUGACGCUACUCUUACAUGUAAUGGAGAACGAAGGAAGGAAGUUUGUGGCUGAAUAUCAACAGAAGAAUGCCGAAAAUCGUGUUGCGGAAGACACCUUUUGGUACAUAUGGGGAACAUUUCUUAAACAUGGAAGCCACGAGCGGCCUGUAACGACCAGUGGCCGGGUCCUCGUGUCAUUCCUGUCUUUGUUCUGCAUCAUUGUAUCGGCGGCCUACAGCGGUAACCUCAUAGCGUUUCUGUCCAUAUCUCGGGAGACCGUGCCUUUCAGAACCUCCCAGGAGAUGGCUGAGCAGACCGCGUAUAGAUGGGGGACAAUUAACGGUAGUUUAUGGCAGCUGCAGAUUGCGAAUUCCAACCAGAGCGAUUUUCAGAAGCUGUGGCAGGGGAUAAGCACUUUCAGUGAGUCUGAUCCGGAUGUUCUCGCUCCAUCCUCCAACAUCCACAAGAAGAAGGUGGAGGCAGGCAACUAUGUGUUCUUCUCCGACAGAUCGGUGAUGGAAAUCUGGGCUCAGGAGAACUGUCAACUCACGCUACUGGAAGAGACAUUCAGACAGAUGACCUACGGCAUGGGCCUCCCCAACAACUCCCCCUAUCGUGACAUGUUUUCUAAAGUUCUGAUGAAGUUCGAAAAGGCUGGUCUCCUCAGUCUGUUAAGAGAAAAGUGGUGGCCUGAUGCUGUGAAGUGUGAAGACGACGUGAAGGUGAAGACCCACGUUAUAGAGAUAGAAGACUUACAGAGUGCAUUUUAUGUGCUCCUCAUUGGAUUCUUCUUGGGAUUCCUUAUUUUGGUUCUGGAGAAUUUUCGUGUUCUGGGAAUGAACAAACUGUCGUUGUUGAAAAUGAACAUGAAACAGAACAUUAAAUAAUUCCUUAAAGAGUCUAUAUAGAUGUAUUACUGUUCUUCAAAUUGUUAACUACCCCGAAAACCAUCCAACGCGUUCGGGUACAGGUGUGUGCCCAUCAUGGACUAUGACCAUCUGUGCUAAUGAUGUGUCACCGACAAUGAACCUUUUAACAAACUGAAGGUUUGUUACCGAGAAGAGGAAAUGCAAUGACAUAAGCAGUCCGAAAACUGUGUGGUUUAUGAACAAUGCCUAUUGACCGAAUAUUACUCGUAAUGAUAACGCGAAGAGGCGCUAUAUUGUGAUGCUGUGUUUUUAACAGUCUUUUUAGUGUUCAUUGUACUUGUCUAUGAUUUAGUGUGUAAAUAGAUAUUGACUGCAGAAUGUAUAAACAGAUGCCUGAAUGUCUUUGUCAGUCUAAACAUCAAAGGUGAUGGGAAAAAUACUUUGAUGGACAUGUAAUUGACCCGGUUCCAUUAAUCGUGUCCAUUGUUAUCAUCUCUGAUAUCAGGUUAUAUUGUAAAUGGAUAUGUGACAUUGGUGGUGUAAUUUUCGAUAGUGAUUUCAUUUGCUUCAGGGGCGGUGGGGUAGCCGAGAGGUUAAAGUGUUGGCUCGUAACGUCGAAGACCCGGUUC
Molecule: messenger RNA, 2253 nt
Organism: Haliotis rubra (blacklip abalone)
Lineage: Eukaryota; Metazoa; Mollusca; Gastropoda; Lepetellida; Haliotidae
Product: glutamate receptor ionotropic, delta-1-like
Exons: 10
Coding region: 77-1642 (521 amino acids)
Cellular component (GO): membrane
Molecular function (GO): glutamate-gated receptor activity
Source: RefSeq, a predicted model, not a curated record